AUUGGUGACCACGGAAUCAGUGCUUGCCGUGAUCGCAGUGAGUUUGGCAGGUUUGACGUUGGACCUACAACAAGCCAAGUGGUUUCCUGUCAUUUAUACCCCUACAAGUGAAUCGUUGGUGGCCGAGGUGUGGGAGGCAAGUGUUCGUUAUUUUUUUGGGUAAACUGGAAGCUAACUAUACCGUGUGCAUCUACCGACCGACCAACACGUAAGGAAGCCGUGACAAAGUGAGAUGUUAAAUGUGUAAUUUAUCGUCGACGUAGUCGAAAUUCUUAUUAAAUAGCGAAUUGGUGUAGAGAAGAAGUGAGCGAGUAAGUGGUGAACAGCAUGCAAGCGUGGUUUUAUUACCUACAAUUUUCUACAUGUGUGGGUUAAAUUCUAGGCCGAGGCGUCAAUGAAAACAAGCAUUUUGAUAAAAGCAGAGUGUAAUUUAACAAGCUCGCGCAACGAAUGAGAAUGUUUUGGGAGGAAAAAUGGUGAAUUAAUAUUACCGCCGGGUCAAAUUAUCGAGAAACAAUUUCGUGAACGCAAACAGUUUGUAGCAGCGGUAAAAUGUGAAAGUACUCAACCGAAAAUAAAGGCCCCGAUUGUUACGGCUGCGGGAACUAAAAUUUAAUUGUACAAUCAGUGCAAUCUACGAAAUGUACGCAAAGCAGAAAGGACGAAGCACAGACAGUGGCUCGUGAUCAGAGGUACUAGUUUAUUCAACACAGUCCUGGGAAUACGUACCAGCAGCGGUGUAAUUUUCGUUAACGGAUUUUGUCCGCCGUAUUACACGCCGAAAAACACGUGCCAACCGUCAUCAGCUGACACAUAUACGGGGGGACCUGGAUUAGGCAAAGCUCAAGAUGGAAAACUUUUUCCCUCCGCUUGCGUCAUCAUCGCUUCACUCGGUAGGAGCGCUGAAAUGCCCUGAAUCGAACCAGAAGGGCAGCGAGUUUUGAAAAACUUUUAGCGAAUUCACCACCAGGCAAGCCGGGAGGUGCCAUCAUCGGCGUAAUGUUUUCAUGUCUCAUCAGCUGUACAUACACAUCGGAAGCUAUUCGUGAGUGAAAAAUUUAUUGAAUCGGAAAAUAUAUCUUCCACCUACUACUACAUGUGUAUAGUAAAGUGCGGUGUGUACAAGUGCUCCGAGGGAAUUACUCCGGUGGCAAGCGAAAAACGCGCAAGUUAGUGAGGAAAUUAUUUCCGCAACGUCAUCGCCACGCGACGUAAGACCUGUCUAACGUCUCCUGAUCGGGACGAAAGUUGUUUGAUGUACUCAAGUGAACAUAACCAAACAGGCAAAGAAAAACAAGUUUUCCUCAAGUUUUCAGCAGCGAAAGAUAGCAAGAAGCAGGGGUGAACUUUAACACCCAGUACAACUAGUAACGGAGAAGACAUCCCGAGGUGAGAAGAUCCGUUAACGAUGGCAACCAACGUUUUCAAGUGGGAAAAACUCUCGCCAAGUGAAUUCCAGCAGCUGCAGGAUCUAGCAUCGUACUCUACGAAAAAGCUGCAGAACGUGCUGCACGAAUUUUACUCGGCCACCACUCCAUCAGCGUCACGAUUUCAACCGGAUGGGGAUGUUGACUACGAAGGAUUUCGCCGCUUUCUGGAUGCGUUCCUUGACUGUGAAACGCCGGAGGAGCUGUCCAAGCAUUUAUUCAUAUCAUUCCUGAGGCCUGCCCUGUACCAGGCACAGCAAAUUCAUGGGAAGGCGCUCAGCCAAAUGGCUGCUAUCAGCAGCAAUGCAGCUUGUGCUCCGGUGACGUCUCAUAAUCGGGGGUCUAUUCCCAAUCUGAACAACGUCAUUGACCUGCCAACACCGCAGCCUUCGCAGGAAUCCCAGCGAAAUAGCUUCGUGGAACGGAUACACGGCAUCACGGACAAGCUCCAAUCUCUGGGUCACCUGGGGCAUGAAAGCAGUGACCGGCAAGGCAAAAGUGGAACUGUCCACCCCAUGCUGACGGUGACGCCAAGCCCUAUGGGAGGCAACACGUCAAUCCUGCAGGCUCCCUUCCGGCGGUCGGCCGAUUCCAGCCCGUCGCACAGUCACAGUCACAGCCAUUCGCAAAUUUCACGAAACUCCUCCCGCAAAAGCAACAACUCCGUCAACUGUCGAAUCGAAGAUAUUCGUCUACAAGCGCGUAAGCAAUCCUAUCUGGAUCCGCUGCUCUUCAAAGUACCACUGAAGGAUGUUGUCUGCUAUCUGUCACUGCUGGAAGCUGGACGGCCGGAGGAUAAAUUGGAAUUUAUGUUCCGGCUGUACGACACCGACGGAAAUGGCGUUCUGGACACCACCGAAACGGACGCGAUCGUAAAUCAAAUGAUGUCCGUCGCAGAGUAUCUCGGCUGGGAUGUGUCCGAACUGAGACCGAUCCUGCAAGAUAUGAUGACGGAAAUCGACUACGACGGUGACGGUUGCGUCUCGCUGGAUGAAUGGCAACGGGGAGGACUAACCACCAUUCCCCUUCUGGUGUUACUCGGUGUUGAUAAUACACUGAAGGAGGACGGUUACCACGUGUGGCGGCUGAAACAUUUCAAAAGGCCGGCUUACUGCAAUCUGUGCCUCAACAUGCUGGUCGGGCUCGGCAAGAAGGGCUUAUGUUGUGUGCUGUGCAAAUACACGGUUCACGAACGGUGCGUCCAGCGAGCGCCGGCUUCCUGCAUUGCAACCUACGUCAAGUCGAAAAAAUCAAAAGCCACUUCGACCUUUCAGCAUCACUGGGUCGAAGGCAACUGCUACGGUGCGUGUUUCAAAUGUCGGAAGCGAAUCAAGGCCUAUAACGGCAUUACUGGAUUAACUUGUCGCUGGUGCCACAUGAUGCUUCACAACAAAUGUGCACCGCAGAUAAAGGCGGAAUGCAACCUGGGUGAAUUUGCUAACGCGGUUCUACCACCCACCGCCAUCUGCCCGGCCGUACUGGAUCGUCAGAAGUCAAUCAAUUUCGCCACCAGUAGGGGAAAGAGCAUACCGUCGACGAUACACUUUCAAAUCACAACUACCGCAAAUACGUGCCCUCUGUUGGUGUUCAUCAAUCCGAAAAGCGGCGGCCGACAAGGAGACCGCAUACUGCGGAAAUUUCAGUACCUGCUAAAUCCGCGACAGGUGUACGACCUGUCGAAAGGUGGCCCCCUGGAGGGCCUAACGAUGUUCAAAGACGUUCCCAAUUUUAAUGUGAUAUGCUGUGGUGGCGACGGAACGGUUGGCUGGGUGCUCGAGGCAAUGGAUUCCAUUGAGCUGCAAUGCCAACCGUCGAUCGGGGUCAUACCGCUAGGAACGGGGAAUGACCUGGCCAGGUGCCUACGGUGGGGUGGGGGCUAUGAGGGCGAAAGUAUUCCUAAAAUCUUAGAUAAGAUCCAGCGUUCUACGGUGGUAAUGCUGGACCGGUGGAGCAUCGAGGUUAAAAACCAUCCCAUUACGCACGAAGAGCCCCCGUUUAUACCUACUAAUAAGGUACUACAGAUUACGAUAUCGGAAAACGUGCAUAAAGUUGUGGAGCUCUCGCAAAGGAUAAUAGAGGAAAAAUCUGUGAUUCAAUCGAAUGAUGAGUUUAAAAAUAGUACAAAAACUACCGAGAUAUCGAUAGAAAACACAAAACGUGUCAUUCUAAGUGACAAUAAUAGCACUUCCGUACACCAACAGUCGACGAUGACAGCGAUGACGUCGUCAUCGUCAUCAGCAUCGUUCUCGAAAGAAAUUAUUCAGCAAACAACCGCCGUCCCUACCACCAGCACCGCCACCAGCGGCAAGGACACAGUCGCAGAUCCGGCAUCGCACUCGAAUAUGAUUGUUAAUAGCUGCAGCAGUUCCGAGUGUCACACGGAAGCCAUCAGCAACCGUGGCAAUGGUGACAGCGACGGCCAACGCCGCCAACCACUUCCGGGUGGCGGUUCCACCAUUACAACGGCAAACGCAAACAGCUCCGACAGUCACGCCAGAAACGGCGAAGAUGGCAUCGAUGAUAAGACACGUGCUGCUGGGACGAGGACGGCGACGACAACGACGACGACAACUGCAGCGGCGGAAAAACCUCAACUGCCACCACCGACGACGACGGCGACGGCGAUCAACACCAAGGAGAGAAGUAAUGACCUGCCCAAGCUGAUCAAACCGCAGGCAGCUUCGGAAUUCACCGUACCGUACAACAUUAUCAACAAUUACUUCUCCGUGGGUGUGGAUGCAGCGAUCUGUGUGAAGUUUCACUUAGAACGGGAGAAGAAUCCGCACAAGUUCAACAGCCGUAUGAAAAACAAGCUUUGGUACUUCGAGUACGCCACAUCGGAAACUUUCGCUGCUUCGUGCAAAAAUUUGCACGAAAAUCUAGAGAUUGUGUGUGACGGUGUCUCGUUGGAGCUGGCGAAUGGGCCACAGCUGCAGGGCAUUGCGCUGCUCAACAUUCCCUACACGCACGGCGGGUCGAAUCUGUGGGGCGAACAUUUGUCACAGAAACGAAUGCGAAAAGGUCCCUUUCGGAAGAAGCUGAAAAACUCCGACAAAGAGCUGUCGGCCAACAGUUUCAACUCGGUUGAUCUUUCUAUUGCAAUUCAAGAUAUUGGAGAUCGUCGAAUUGAAGUGAUUGGAUUGGAAAACUGUCUUCACAUGGGUCAGGUCCGAACGGGACUGAGGGCUUCCGGUAGACGAUUGGCACAGUGCAGUGAAGUGGUGAUUACCACCAAAAAGACGUUCCCAAUGCAGAUAGACGGCGAACCAUGGAUGCAAGUUCCUUGCACGAUUCGGCUAACUCACAAGAAUCAAGUUCCGAUGUUGAUGGCCCCACGCUCCGAGAAGCGUGGUGGAUUCUUCAGCUUCCUGAAAAGAUGACUAACAAGAAGGUCGGACUCCGAUACUCCGGCCAACGAACCCUAGCAGAGUCUGUCCGACGCCUAAAAACGUCACAUGUUUUAAGAAAUCGUUUGAACGGUAUCACAAAUGCCAACGCAACGCAAGCAGAAUAUCGACAACUGACAACAAUAGCUUUAAUCAGGAACCAAUACCAAAAAAUACAGAUCAAAGCGUAGGUAAUAUUUAACUUAAACCAUUAGACGACGGCAAGUUUUGGUCCAGGGAUUUGUACUCCAAACCAUAUUUGCUGGAUACACCAGAUCCUGAAUCUACUUUUAAUUUUAUACGAAGACUCUAAUAGACAAACGUAACAUAUUAUACAGUAUAUAAUGUAAGAAAAGCGAUUUCGUAUCGAAAUUCGACUAUGAUAGAGUAAGGAAUUGGUUUCUGCUCCAAGAACAAAAAUUUCUCCCACCUUCCUUAACACACAAGAAACUUAAUAGUCCCACACACAGCGCACCACCAAAGUUUGCAAACAAGAACUGAUCCUACAUUUUACAAAACUGGCCCCUCAGGUCGUUUAACGAAAGAGUAUAACAUAUGUAUAGACCCAAAGCAACGUAGAGAAAAAGAAAACCUAAGUGACUAAAAUUGUUAUGUUAGCUGAAUAAUUUUAAUUCUGUUAGAUAAUCGGUCGGCCACCAAAAAGAAGGGGGCCACAACGUACGGUGCGAGAGAUUUGUAUAUUUACAUGAACGUGUGCUUAAACUUACGCCCAUGUUGUUGCGAUUGUGUUUCGAUAUUCGAGGUACGUCCCGUAUCUGUUAAUUGUGAUCAUAGAACCGGAUAUUAUUAUUACCUGCUACCUACAUAUAUUAUUGCUGUUGGACACACUGCUGUCACGAUAAUCCUAGAGUACCUAUAUAUAAACGAUGUAAAUCAGUGGAAUUAUUCUAACGACGUAUCAAAGACUCACCACAACUCAACGUGAUGAAAAUGCUCGGUUUAUGUGCUUUAAAAAAUCUAGUUAAGAAAUGUGGGUAUGCUGUGAAAUGUUACUUUUAGGACCUUGAAGUUCUUACAGAAAGAUAAAAUUAGGUCAUCAUUUCAUUUCUUUACGGGCCAAACUAGAAAGAAAGAAUAGU
This is a messenger RNA of Sabethes cyaneus, 5913 nucleotides long. It is a transcript of the gene Dgk, whose product is annotated as diacylglycerol kinase 1. Gene Ontology annotation, molecular function: calcium ion binding; ATP-dependent diacylglycerol kinase activity. The transcript is spliced from 19 exons. The record is from RefSeq and is a predicted model, not a curated record. NCBI's taxonomy places the organism in Eukaryota, Metazoa, Arthropoda, Insecta, Diptera, Culicidae. Gene Ontology annotation, biological process: intracellular signal transduction; lipid phosphorylation; diacylglycerol metabolic process. The coding region runs from base 1409 to 4807 and encodes 1132 amino acids. Gene Ontology annotation, cellular component: plasma membrane.